Molecule: messenger RNA, 402 nt
Organism: Staurois parvus
Lineage: Eukaryota; Metazoa; Chordata; Amphibia; Anura; Ranidae
Source: the annotation of a GenBank genome assembly
AGAGCAUUACCCCAUGACCACUCCCCUCCUAGAGACAAUGCUGCCCUCCUGCUACUCUUGGCGCGGAAGGGGUCUGCUCCGGUGCACCAAGGGGAGCCUGUGAAGACUAGUGACCUGAGAGAGAAGCCCAUUCGUAUGAGUGCCCAUCUUGCUGUCAUUGACUCUCUUAUGAUUGUGUACUCAAGCCACUGCUCAGAGUCCUUACCUGCCAAUGAAGAGCCUGGCCUGGCUGGAGUGGAGAGUAAGCUGCUUGCCUGGGUUGAUAAGAUAAACCGCCAACUGUUAGAGGAGGCAGAGAGGGAACAAGGACGGAAACAACUAUCUGCCCCAGAGGGAUCAAACCAGGCUGGGUGCCCCUCCCGCUGGUACUGGAAGCUGGUCCCUGUAAGUGGCUUUUCUUGU